Messenger RNA from Lineus longissimus, 2252 nucleotides. RefSeq names its product V-type proton ATPase subunit C 1-B-like. NCBI's taxonomy places the organism in Eukaryota, Metazoa, Nemertea, Pilidiophora, Heteronemertea, Lineidae. Gene Ontology annotation, molecular function: proton-transporting ATPase activity, rotational mechanism. Gene Ontology annotation, biological process: proton transmembrane transport. Bases 135 to 1292 code for a protein of 385 amino acids. The transcript has 11 exons. The record is from RefSeq and is a predicted model, not a curated record. Gene Ontology annotation, cellular component: vacuolar proton-transporting V-type ATPase, V1 domain; lysosomal membrane.
CUGGGUAGAAAAUGGUGGACGAAUUUCAUAAAUUUUAGAAAUCUUCCUGUUUUUCUAAAUUUUUAACUGCAUUUUGGUUUGUUGAUCGGUGCAAAACCCUUUGAAUCACAUAGUGAGACAACUAUUCAUCAAAGAUGACAGAAUUCUGGCUUAUCUCCGCACCAGGAGAGAAGACCUGUCAGCAGACAUGGGAAUCCAUGAAUAAGGUCACAUCAAAACAGUACAAUCUCUCCCUCAACUAUAAAUUCCACAUGCCAGACCUCAAAGUGGGGACAUUAGAUGUCCUGGUUGGUCUGUCCGAUGAUCUUGGGAAACUUGACACUUAUUGUGAAGGUGUGGCCAGGAAGGUUGCCCAGUAUUUAGCUGAAGUAUUAGAAGAACAAAGGGACAAGUUACAGGAGAAUUUGCUAGCUAAUGGAAUGGACCUUGGCACAUAUCUAACGCGGUUUAGUUGGGAUAUGGCCAAAUACCCAGUGAAACAGCCACUCAAGAAUAUAGCAGAAAUCAUUAGUAAGCAAGUAUCUCAGAUUGACAAUGACUUGAAGAGUAAGGCUUCAUCAUACAACAGCUUAAAAGGAAAUUUACAAACAUUGGAGAGAAAAGCAGUUGGUAGUUUAUUGACACGGAAUUUAGGAGAACUUGUGAAGAAAGAAGACUUUGUGUUGAAUUCUGAGUAUCUGACAACUUUACUGGUUGUUGUCCCGAAGGCGGCCUACCAAGAUUGGCAAACAUGUUAUGAAAGUUUGACAGAUAUGGUGGUGCCCCAGUCGUCACGGCUCAUCUUUGAGGAUAACGAGCAUGGUCUCUUUUCUGUGACGUUGUUCAUGAAAGUGGUGGACGAAUACAAGCACCACUGCCGAGAAAAUAGAUUCGUUGUACGAGAUUUUGUUUACAAUGAGGAAGAACUGACUGCCGGAAAGAAUGAAUUAGCCAAGCUUGCCACUGACAAGAAGAAACAAUUUGGUCCUCUUGUUAGGUGGUUGAAGGUGAACUUCAGUGAGGCCUUCACUGCCUGGAUCCAUGUCAAAGCACUCCGUGUAUUCGUGGAAUCAGUUUUGAGGUAUGGCCUGCCAGUGAAUUUCCAAGCAAUGUUGUUGCAUCCCCACCGUAAAGCCAUGAGGAAGCUCAGGGACAUCCUGAACGAUCACUACUCGCAUCUAGACAAUACUGCUGGAGGCGGUGCAGAUGCCAAUUUUGACAUUCCUGGGAUUAGCGUGGGUCAGACGGAAUACUUUCCCUACGUUUAUUACAAGAUCAACAUUGACAUGUUAGAAUCAGCAAGAUUACAAUAGAAAAUAUUGCAUGAACUCUGGGUACUUCCGAGACCAAAUGUGCCGAUUCAUCACAACAUUUGCUGUAUAAAUUCUAGUCCCGUUUAUUUCAUUUAGCAUAGACCAUGCAUAAAAGAGGACCUACAUAAAUCAUUUUAUUGUUUCACCAAGAACAUUCCCAAAUGAAAAAUAGUCUAUACAAUUGUAUUUUGUUUGAUUGAAAUGCUUAUCAUGUAAGCAAUCAGGAACUCUUGUGUAUUUAUUUCCUGUGUCAAUAGGUAAUUGUGGACAUAGACCAACUUUGUGCUAAUCCCUGUUUCUGUUUUGUUGCCAAACUUGUAGUCUUUAGAAAUUGUUGUGAUACAGAUAAUUAGUAAAGGCAACUGUGUCUGUACAUACAUAUAGUGUACAUAAUGCAUGUAUAUGGUGAGAUUUCAAGCAUGUGGAAGUAAAUUAGCAUUUAGAUGUUGAAGUCAUGUGCAAUUAGAAAUCAAGGUCAGAAUUGUAACUAUGGUAAAUUAUCCAGAUAGAGUUCUAAAUUUGGUGUUAUUUCGGGACCAGAUGCAUGUGGUGUUCAUCUUUGAUAUGCUUUGAAAUGUAUAAAUGCUUGUAUUCACUGACAAAAUUUGUACAUGUAGCUGUGGCUAAAGUGAUGUCCUUUGAUCACAGUGUCAAAAAUCAAUACGGUUUAUCUUGGUAACUGGAAGGACUGUGAGAAAAUUAAGUGAAUUGAGUGAAUGGGAAAAUUCCAAUAGGGCAUACACUGUAUAUAAAGCAGAAAUAAGUUAUUACAAUUGCCCAGUCGAUUCCGGGUUUGGGUGUUAAAAAGGUGGUGGAGAGGGGCUCUGAGAGUUGACGAGUUUCAACGUUCCUCAUUGUCAGUUUAGUUUCCAAAGCUAAUGCUUGUAGUUUAUUAAUCUGAAUGUGCUGUACACAGAUGUAUGAUUAAAGAAUAUGUAUGGCUAUAAAAUGAAUGGAAAA